UUUUUUUUUUUCCCCAUUUUUGAAACAUUAAUCCUUUUCUCGUCCCUGCCCUGACAUCAAAGUAUAAUAGAAGCUAUGAAGUUCUCACAGCCUGCGCUCCUUCUCAGUCUUAAUCUGGUAGUAGCCAUCAAUCUCUUUUCGACCUUUACUCAUGCCCUACCAGCACACCCCUCAAAGCCAACUUCACUUGAAAGUCCAUUAUCUCAGCGCCAACAACAACAACAACAUCGGUCACACCAUUAUGUCAGAGAGGCUCGCUCAGCAAAAGCACAUGCAGAGAACAAAUCAAAUAACAGCAAAAACAAUAGGAGCAACAAAAGUAACAGCAAAUUGUCCACUGGUCCAUCACCAACAGCAUCAUCCAAAAUAAAACGUGCAGACAAGAUUACUUCCUCGGUCAUAGCAACAUCGAAAUAUGCAGGAGAAGAGCCGCCGUUGCUUCUACUUCCAGACUCAAAUUCCGUCUGGCAUGCAGGCUCAAUUGAAUCUGUAAAGUGGUCAAAAAAAUAUGCUCGCAGGCUACCCAAGGAUACCACAGUGGAUAUCAUCCUUGUCGACUCAAAAUCCAACAAAAAGCUCUUUUCUCUGAAACGUUUCAUCCCAUUUCGGAAGGGCAGUGCCCAAGUUUGGGUUCCCUCCAAGAUUUCUGAAGAUGGCUCCUAUGUGCUGGUACUUGAGCUCUAUCAUGGGCGUAGUCAGAAACCUGCGACAAUUGAAUCAAAAGCUCAAGAACCUUCUAUCAUUUCAGAGUCAACAACAAUAGCAUCGUUCACUUCCACAGCAACAACAACGACCAAAGCAUCCCAAACAUCAACGGGAGGCACCAUCACAGAGCCCAAUAAUGAUAACGGUAUCCCAUCAAUCCUUCGUCGAUCCGAUAUCAGCAUUGCCCGUCGGUCUCGCAGAGUUGAACGCGACAUCAUGACUUCCUCGUAUUCCUCUUCAUCUUCGUCCCCAUCCUCUACUACAUCUUCCUCAUCUUCUUCAUCCCAUCUCGAUAUCAACAAUGAAGACUAUUACAAAGGUCAUAAAGAGGAUCAACCUUUUGAGUUCUCUCCAGACGAGUUUCGUCAAGAAUAUCCCAAUGUGGCGCAACCAAUCGAACUGGAGCACACUUUUGGUCUCCAUCAAAAGGUCUACACCUUGACGCCCUAUACCCUCGAAUGGAAAGUCCCCUCACGUGUUGUAGAGCUCUUGGAAUACACACAAGCACGCCUUCGUCUAAUGACGGACAAAGCCAUCGAUCAAAGAAACAACCCUGCACUUCAUAAUAAUGACAAGACAUUCGUUGCUAAAGUGUUAGCUGAGCUGGUGCAGGACCAGACCUUGGUACCUGUUUCGGUUCUUGCGAGAAAUAUUCCUGCAGAGACAAGAUUUCAGUAUCUGCAAAUCCAUGAUCGUGUCCCUCCAGCAUUUUAUCGCCUUAAGGUUCAGAUGGUCGUCGUUGAAGUCCAAGGCGGUCAAGGACGGGAUGCUGAUGCAUCCGGUUCGAGGAGCACGAGACUGAAUCACAGCAAAUACAUGGAAGGAUGGGACUUUCCAAAUGGUGGUCAGGUUGUUGAUCGAUAUGAGACUAUUACAAGACGUUUCUGGGUUUCUGGUGGCGCACUGUAGCGGUUUUUUUUUUCUCAUUUGUCGUCAUAUUGAUUGUGUCAUCUCUCCACUUAUUCGUCUGCCA
Molecule: messenger RNA, 1678 nt
Organism: Lobosporangium transversale
Lineage: Eukaryota; Fungi; Mortierellomycota; Mortierellomycetes; Mortierellales; Mortierellaceae
Exons: 1
Coding region: 76-1614 (512 amino acids)
Source: RefSeq, a predicted model, not a curated record